GGUGAUAUUGUUGGUUCUUAGCAAAAUUUCCAGCCAAGUGUUUGAAUAAGAGUGUCUUUGAUUCGUUUAUCAGUAAUAUACAAAUAAUGGGAAACGCCGUCUUGUAGCGUGGUCUCCCAAUUAGAAAAUAUUCAGUUAAUCCGAUAUAUGCACGUGUACGAGACUGAAAAAAAUUUCUCUGUACAAGCCACGCCUCUUCAUCGAGAUAUACAUAAAAAAGUAAAGCUAGAGGCUGUUUUAUAAAUAUUGAUGAGCAAGCUUUUAGACCAUUGGCUGAGAGCUUGCAUAUAAAUGAGGCUCUUGCAGUAGUGAGCGGAUUUUUUAUCUUGGAGAAAAUUGUUCGCCAAACUGCCGUCAACGACGGCCAAACGUGAGUAUAAAGUUUUUAAUCGUGGCGUCUCCUGAUUUACGGGCGUCUAAUGACUACGUCGAUCCCAUUGUCCACCUGCGUCCCGGGAAGCGCGGGAGAGAGCUCACUUCCGGCGGCCUAUUUAAUGAACGACGAAGUGACAUCGUGCAGAGAGACGCCGCGGCGAAUAUGUAACGGUCGGAUGAGUUGUGCUUUUAAGCGAUUCUUCUCUUUUCUUUGCAGAGGACAAUAUGCAGCAUUACGCAGCCGACUGCAAUAUGUACUUUCCAUAUUCCAGAUUUGCAGAGAACGGAAUCCAGAGAUUUGCAGAAGAUGCUCACCUACGACCCUACUCAUAUUACCAGCCUCCCCCCACUUAUUUCCACCCUCCACCCUCUCUCCAUUUACCACCCAUCAAGCAGGAACCGUGCGACGCUUACUGUAAUAGUAAUGUUACACAACCUUGGCAGCAGCAACAAUCGAAAGCUUUCGAAUCGGACGGUAGAACAGAUGACGAAAGCGAGAGAUCAGGAGAAUCCCCAGCUAGAUCUACACUUCAAACACCAGCCGUUCACCGCCGUGGUAGUUUACAACUUUGGCAGUUUCUCGUUGCGUUACUGGACGACGCGAACAACCACAACUGUAUCGCCUGGACUGGUAGGGGAUUAGAAUUUAAGCUUCUCGAACCGGAAGAAGUAGCCCGGCGUUGGGGAAUGCAAAAGAAUAGACCAGCCAUGAACUACGACAAACUCAGUAGAUCUUUGCGCUAUUACUAUGAAAAAGGAAUAAUGCAAAAGGUAGCAGGAGAACGCUACGUCUAUAAGUUCGUCUGCGAUCCCGAAGCUCUCUUCUCCCUAGCUUUCCCCGAUAAUCACCGGCCUAACUUAAAGGCCUCAGCCCCAACGUCUGGCCAAUUUGCUCAGACGCCUGGUGGAUAUGAACAGCCUUCUAGUGCGCCCUCUUUUGAUCACUGUGUGUACUAAUUGUAUUGGUGUGUGAGAUUAAAAUGAAAAAAAAAUGAAUUAUUUGUAAAUAAAACUUCCUAAGUAUUCUUCUAUUUUAAAAUAUACUUUAAAG
Dimorphilus gyrociliatus is the source of this 1426-nucleotide messenger RNA. The record is from the annotation of a GenBank genome assembly. Lineage: Eukaryota; Metazoa; Annelida; Polychaeta; Dinophilidae.